Messenger RNA from Orbicella faveolata, 1328 nucleotides. RefSeq names its product MTRF1L release factor glutamine methyltransferase-like. Gene Ontology annotation, molecular function: nucleic acid binding; protein methyltransferase activity. NCBI's taxonomy places the organism in Eukaryota, Metazoa, Cnidaria, Anthozoa, Scleractinia, Merulinidae. The record is from RefSeq and is a predicted model, not a curated record. Gene Ontology annotation, cellular component: mitochondrion. Gene Ontology annotation, biological process: protein methylation.
UAUUAAAAAAUGUAGCUUGCAUAGCAAGUGUUCCCAUGCUCUUUGCAUGAAAAUUGGGGCAAGAGCAAAAAAUUGAUGGAAAGGGAGGUGGUAGGGUAAGUGAGGUUCCUUUGCGUGGCCAAAAUACGGAAAAAGCUCUUUGUUCAUACAUUGUAUGGAAAUGCUUGCUAGGCAGGCUAGUAAAAAUGACGCCUCACUUCUUGGCUCUUCCAACUUUGUCUGGUGUUAUCUAAAUUAGAGUUCCUGUACAGUACAUUAUUGGUGAAUGGGAUUUCAGGCAUUUAACCUUGAAAAUGAUGCCGCCUGUCUUCAUUCCAAGACCAGAGACUGAGGGACUGAUAGAUCUAGUUGCUAGUCACCAUGGCCUUGCUGAUGAAGGUGACAAGUUUAAUUUCUUGGAAGUAGGAUGUGGAAGUGGAGCCAUUUGUUUGUCAAUACUGUCAGAAUAUCCUCAGACAACAUGUGUAGCUAUUGACAAGAACAAAGAAGCUGUUAGUCUCACAAGAGAAAAUGUAAACAGUUGCAAUGUAAGAGACAGGAUAACACUUCAUCAUGCUGACGUUCGAUCUGUGCUGCCAUUACUUGGCUCCACAAAGUUUGAUGCCGUCAUUAGUAAUCCUCCAUACAUUCCUGAACAAGAUGUGACUCUCUUGGAGCCUGAAAUUUUCAGACACGAAGAUUCCCAAGCGUUCCAUGGUGGAAGUGAUGGACUGGAAGUAAUCAAGGAAAUUUUGCAAGUUUCUCCAAAAAUUCUCAAACCCGAUAGUUCUGUGUGGUUAGAAGUGGACACUUCUCAUCCUAAAAUGAUUGAUCAAUGGAUUAAUAGCCAGGACCUUGGUUUGAAGUAUUCCGCAACUUUUCGAGACUUUGCACGGAGUUGCAGGCCGAGAUUUUGUCACAUUACCCGAAAGUGAAGACUGCGUGACUCGUGACGCCCCAAGCCCUUGUAUAGCGUUACCAAAGCGCCAGGACUGCUAAUGAAAUCAAAUGGUACAAAGAAGAACUUGGCCCAGCUAUCUUUGGCAAAUGAACAGUUAUCAUACAGAUUGGAGUGUGUGAUCCCAAAACCCCAUGUGAUGGACUCUGACCUGUGUCUUCUUAGGAACAGGUAAAAAUCAAACACGAUUUACAAGCGCUCAGAUCAGAGGAAAUAAUCGCGUUUAAUCUUUAUCCAUAGUGCAAUAAUCACGAGAUUAGUGUUUGUUAGAGUUAUUUAACCUGCCGUCAGAGUGAUUUAUUGUGGGGGUUGCGAUAUCACUCAUUAAAUAAUGAACAACCUUAAUGCGGGGUGCAGUGGAAUAUGGGGCGAGGGGUAAACGUGAAGAAUG